AUGGUGACAACCCUUAUACUUUACCUAAAACCAACAAUUGUCACCUACAGCAGCACGGGGGACCACAGCAGGCACGGUCCGGGGGUACCUACCCACACCAGGCACGGUCCGGGGUACCUACCCACAGCAGGCACGGUCCGGGGUACCACCCACAGCAGGCACGGUCCGGGGGCACCCCCACCACAGCAGGCACGGUCCGGGGUACCACCCACAGCAGGCACGGUCCGGGGCACCUACCCACAGCAGGCACGGUCCGGGCACCACCGCGCAGGCACGUACUCUACCCACACCAGGCACGGUCCGGGGUACCUACCCACAGCAGGCACGGUCCAGGGGUACCCACCCACAGCAGGCACGGUCCGGGGUACCUACCACAGCAGGUACGGUCCGGGGGUACCUACCCACACCAGGCACGGUCCGGGGUACCUACCCACAGCAGGUACGGUCCGGGGCACCACCCAGAGGCACGGUCCGGGGGCACACCCACAGCAGGCACGGUCCGGGGGCACCACCACAGCAGGCACGGUCCGGGGUACCUACUCACAGCAGGCACGGUCCGGGGCAACUUACCACACCAGGCACGGUCUGGGGUACCUACCUACAGCAGGCACGGUCCGGGGGUACCUACCACAGCAGGUGGCCGGUCCGGGGGUACCUACCUACAGCAGGUACGGUCCGGGGGUACCUACCUGCAGCAGGCACGGUCCGGGGUACCCACCUACAGCAGGCACGGUCCGGGGGUACCCACCACAGCAGGCACGGUCCGGGGCACCCACCACAGCAGGCACGGUCCGGGGUACCUACCACAGCAGGCACGGUCCGGGGUACCUACCCACAGCAGGCACGGUCCGGGGUACGCUACCCACAGCAGGCACGGUCCGGGGUACCUACCCACUGCAGCACGGUCCGGGGUACCACCCACACCAGGCACGGUCCGGGGUACCCACCACACCAGGUACGGUCCGGGGGUACCUACCACACCAGGCACGGUCCGGGGCACCUAACAGCAGGGUACGGUCCGGGCACCUACCCACAGCAGGCACGGUCCGGGGCACCUACCCACAGCAGACGGUCCGGGGCACCUACCCACACCAGAGGCACGGUCCGGGCACCACCACCAGGCACCGGUCCGGGGUACCUACCCACAGCAGGUACGGUCCAGGGCACCACCACACCAGGCACGGUCCGGGGCACCCACCCACACCAGGCACGGUCCGGGGGCGUACCCACCCACAGCAGGCACGGUCCGGGGUACCACCACAGCAGGCACGUCCAGGGCACCACCCACAGCAGGUACGGUCCAGGGCACCUACCCACAGCAGGCACGGUCCAGGGCACCCACCACAGCAGGCACGGUCCAGGGUACCCACCACAGCAGGCACGGGUCUGGGGUACCACCCACAGCAGGCAUGA
Homarus americanus (American lobster) is the source of this 1413-nucleotide messenger RNA. RefSeq names its product calcium-binding protein P-like. The transcript has a single exon. Bases 1 to 1413 code for a protein of 470 amino acids. NCBI's taxonomy places the organism in Eukaryota, Metazoa, Arthropoda, Malacostraca, Decapoda, Nephropidae. The record is from RefSeq and is a predicted model, not a curated record.